This is a messenger RNA of Condylostylus longicornis, 1329 nucleotides long. RefSeq lists its product as uncharacterized. The transcript is spliced from 5 exons. Bases 1 to 1329 code for a protein of 442 amino acids. Lineage: Eukaryota; Metazoa; Arthropoda; Insecta; Diptera; Dolichopodidae. Gene Ontology annotation, biological process: calcium ion transmembrane transport; intracellular calcium ion homeostasis. Gene Ontology annotation, cellular component: membrane. Gene Ontology annotation, molecular function: calcium:proton antiporter activity. The record is from RefSeq and is a predicted model, not a curated record.
AUGGAAGAUGUUGUUGUCAAUUUGAGGUCACCAAGGCCGGUUCAAUCCGCUGAUACUUCAGAGGCAAGAUCGAAUUCUCGCAUGUUUCUCAAAACAAGACGAGAAAAGCGGGAGGAAAUGAAAUCAGAGCGCAUCUUGUUCAGUAAAGGCCAUCAGGAGCGAGGCCAUUACUCAAGAAUAGGGUUAAAUGGUGAAGAAUCUCUAGAUCAUUUGGUUGAUGACACGCAACGCCCUCUUUUGUUUAUUGAUCCAGUCCACGGAAUGAACCGUCUGAAUUCAAAUGCGUCGUCAGCUGGGUCAAUCGAAUUGAGGAAAGCUGGAACUAGAGAGCAUUUGAAGACAACGACGACUGAUGCUGAUCUCAGGAAAGACUCCUCAGCAAGUACGGAUGAAGUCGUUGAAAGAAAAGGGUCUGGAGAUGAAAAAUCCAGGGAGGAUAAACCAAAGCGGUGGGGUCCUCUCCAAGUAGCUAUCGACCAGCCUUACCUCUCUGUGAUGCUAAUUUUCAUCCCUCUUGGAAUCGUCUCGUAUUUUCUGGAUUGGGGUGAUACCGUCACGUUCAGUUUGAAUUUCAUAGCAAUUAUUCCCCAAGCGUGGCUCAUUGGAAAAGCAACUGAGGACCUCGCUUCCCAUCUCGGCCAGGUUUUGGGAGGAAUUCUGAAUGCCUGGUUUGGAAAUAUCGUUGAGAUGUUGCUCUGUAUCGCAGCAAUUCGAGCCGGCGAGCUUCUCGUCGUUAAAGCGACUCUUGUUGGUUCCAUUCUCUCAAAUCUCCUGUUAGUCGCAGGAUGUAGUUUCUUGUUCGGCGGUUUCUAUCAUAAGCUGUUUAUGUCUUGGAUUACCGACGCUUUACGGAACCAUUCACCCUUCGUCCGUGACGUCCGAGCUCCACAUGUCAAGGAGCGUGUCCUUUUUCCUCAUUUUCAUGUACAUCCAGAGGAAGAUGAAGAAGAAGAUGUUGAUUUAUCGAUCAUUUGGGCUUCAGUCAUCUUGGGAGUGUGCACUGUUUGCUGUGCAAUGAAUAGUGAAUUCUUGAUCGCUUCUAUUGAAGGAACUGUGGAUAAACUCAACAUUAGCAAAUCGUUUAUCGGGAUUAUUCUUUUGCCCAUCAUCGGAAAUGCAGCUGAACACUACACUUCUGUUAUCGUUGCUAUGAGGAAUAAAAUGGAUCUCUCGCUUGCUUGUGCCGUUGGAAGCAGUUGCCAGAUGGCGCUGUUUGUGACGCCUUUCACUGUUCUAGCGGGUUGGGUUUUUGAUGUCCCAAUGUCCCUCGACCUUCAUGCUUUUGAAAUGGCAGUUCUUCUCUUAGCAGUUCUAAUAGUUACUAGGUGA